AUGGCUUCCUACAAGGAGAUCAACCAGGAUCCCAGACUCUUGCCCAACAUCACCCUGGGCUACAACCUCUAUGAGAACUAUUUUGAUGCAAGGGUGACUUCUGAUGCCAUGAUGGACCUGCUUGCAGGCGGCAAAAGCAAUAUUCCAAACUAUCACUGUGGAAAAGGGAAAAACCUGCUGGCUGUUCUUGAGGGAGCCAAUUCUGCAAUCUCUAAACAGAUUUCAACUAUCUCAGGCACCUACAAAAUCCCACAGGAGAUCAACCAGGAUCCCAGACUCUUGCCCAACAUCACCCUGGGCUACAACCUCUAUGAGAACUAUUUUGAUGCAAGGUUGCCCAUCAACAGUCGUUACCUGGAGCACAGAUUGAGCCAGCAUGCAGGUCUCCUGCUCACAGUCUCCCCCACUAUACUUCACCCUUUCUUAAGAGAAGUCCAGUUUUCGAAUACUUCUAUUGGCGGACUGUAUUUGGAUGAGAAUGGGGAGCUACCAGGCAACUAUGAUAUUGAGAACUGGGUGAUGUUUCCCAAUAAAUCUCAAGUGAGAGUGAAUAUUGGGCGCAUAGAGAGAGAGGCAUCCAAUGGCAUAAGAUUCACGAUUAACCCGGAAGCCAUUGAGUGGCCCAAGGAGUUUAACAAGACCGUCCCUCGCUCCAGGUGUAGCAAGAGCUGUCUCCCUGGAUACAAGAAGGUGGUUCAAGAAGGACAGCCGAUUUGCUGCUAUGCUUGUGCUCCGUGCGCGGAAGGGACAAUCUCCACUCAGGAAGAUGCAGAGCGUUGUACCAGGUGUCCAGAAAAUCAACAUCCAAACAAGGAUCGAGAUCAAUGCGUCCCCAAGACUACCACAUUCCUGGCUUAUGAGCAAUCUUUGGGGGUCCUUCUGGCUUCCUUUGCCCUCUUCUUGUCCUUAACUACAGGCUUUGUGUUAGGAAUCUUCAUUCAAUUCAUAGAAACUCCGAUAGUCAAAGCCAACAACCGGGACCUCUCGUUCAUCCUCCUCAUCUCCCUCUUACUUUCCUUUUUGUCCUCCUUCCUCUUCAUUGGCCAGCCAAGGGAAGAGACCUGCCUGCUCCGACAAACGGCCUUCAGCAUCAUCUUUUCGGUUGCCAUAUCUUCUGUCUUGGCAAAAACCAUCACUGUGGUGCUGGCUUUCCUGGCCACAAAGCCAGGAAACAGAGUGAGGAGAUGGCUGGGGAAGAGUCUGGCCAACUCCAUUGUCAUUUCCUGUUCCAGUGUCCAAGUUGUCAUCUGCACCAUGUGGCUGGGGAUCUCUCCCCCAUUCCCAGAUUCCGACAUGCACUCCCAGCCUGGAGAGAUCAUCCUGCAAUGCAGUGAAGGGUCUCUCACCAUGUUCUACUGUGCCCUCGGCUACAUGGGCUUCCUGGCUACCAUCUGCUUCACGGUGGCUUUCCUAGCCAGGAAGCUGCCUGGGGCCUUCAAUGAAACCAAGCUGAUCACCUUCAGUAUGCUGGUCUUCUGCAGUGUUUGGGUGUCCUUUGUGCCCACCUACCUGAGCACAAAAGGGAAAUACAUGGUAGCCGUGCAGGUCUUCUCUAUCUUGGCCUCCAGUGCUGGGCUUCUGGGCUGCAUCUUUAUUCCCAAGUGCUACAUUAUUGUAUUGAGGCCUGAUCAGAACACAAAGGAUCACAUGAUGACAAAAACUAAGGAUGCCAUCUGCUUCUGA
Molecule: messenger RNA, 1683 nt
Organism: Rhineura floridana
Lineage: Eukaryota; Metazoa; Chordata; Lepidosauria; Squamata; Rhineuridae
Product: vomeronasal type-2 receptor 26-like
Exons: 7
Coding region: 1-1683 (560 amino acids)
Biological process (GO): G protein-coupled receptor signaling pathway
Cellular component (GO): membrane
Molecular function (GO): G protein-coupled receptor activity
Source: RefSeq, a predicted model, not a curated record